AUGAAUGAUUUUGAUUUGGAAAAGAAGAAAAUAAAGAUGGAAUUAAAUGAUAGUGUUGAUAAGCUAAAUGAAUCGAUCAACUCAUUGUCAACAGAUGUUUCUGAUGGAAUUGUUUCUUCUUUCAAACCAUCAGAGAAAUCACUUCGUUCAAUUCUGUCUCCUAUGCCAAGUACUUCAUUAUGCACUGGUCGUGACAGUUUAAGCCGUCGCCGAAGUUCAGCUAGCGAAGCUCUUGUUAAAUUACGUUUAAUGAAUAAUGUUCCGGCUCUUUCAAGAAGUCCUCCUCCUAUUAAAAGUCCACCUAGAGCAACUCCUCGUUCGCCAACAGAACGUUAUUUGACAAAAUUUCCUCAAAAUAUUUCUGCCCGAGAAUCUAUUUGCAAUGAUGACAUUUUAAAUUCUCGUCAAUCUAUUGGGCCUUCUGAACUUCUUGAAGAUUUGCCAAAUGCAAGUCAGAUUGGAAUGGUUCUCGAUUUAAGCCAUUCUCCUAUUACUAGCUUGUCUGAUAAAGAAUUAAUUAAAAAAGAUGAAUAUUUUGAGGAGAAAAAAUGUAUUGAAAAAUAUGUUAAAUUUCUUUGGAAGAAUUUUAUGGAGAAUGGAGAAAUUGAUUUUAAUUCAAUUCCGGAAUGGGAAGAGUUUAAUAUUGAAGAAGGAUUUGAGGACAAUUUUAGUGACAACUUGAAAAUUCCAAAGUAA
Messenger RNA from Meloidogyne enterolobii, 696 nucleotides. Lineage: Eukaryota; Metazoa; Nematoda; Chromadorea; Rhabditida; Meloidogynidae. The record is from the annotation of a GenBank genome assembly.